CAACCCAAGUUAAAAAGAAGGUGGAAGAAGUUGAGGUGUCUAUGGUUAUCCUAUUGGAAGAUUUUGACAAGAAGGAGCACGACAAUCCUGAUAACAAAAACCCGCCGCAUGAAGAAAAGUUCCAACCAGAUAUCGAACCCAAAAGGGGUAAUGGAAAAGCAAUCAAAUAUCAUAAAAAAUCAGCCGAAAUUGAACAUGAUACGG
This is a messenger RNA of Racocetra fulgida, 204 nucleotides long. The record is from the annotation of a GenBank genome assembly. Lineage: Eukaryota; Fungi; Glomeromycota; Glomeromycetes; Diversisporales; Gigasporaceae.